Messenger RNA from Capronia coronata CBS 617.96, 1623 nucleotides. RefSeq lists its product as uncharacterized. Gene Ontology annotation, molecular function: transmembrane transporter activity. The transcript has 4 exons. The coding region runs from base 1 to 1623 and encodes 540 amino acids. The record is from RefSeq and is a predicted model, not a curated record. Gene Ontology annotation, biological process: transmembrane transport. Lineage: Eukaryota; Fungi; Ascomycota; Eurotiomycetes; Chaetothyriales; Herpotrichiellaceae.
AUGGUCCACAAUGAGCGCGAUGUUGUGCCUGGCACGAUUCAUCUUGUUGACACAAAUGCAGUUGAUCACUCACACCGACAUGAUAUUGUGUUGAAUCCUCGUCCAAGUUCGGACCCGGAAGAUCCUUUGAAUUGGUCCAAGAAGCGCAAGGGGAUCGCUAUCACCAUGACCUACAUUUAUAUUCUUGGGAUUGGAAUGGCCACCACUGUCCAGUAUUCAAUCUUGACCAACAUUGGACAGGCGACCAAUAUCAAUAUUGCAGAUCUCAAUACUGGCACAGGUCUGAUGUUCUUGUUCGCAGGCUGGGGAUGCCUCAUCUGGCAACCAAUAGCAUUGACCUAUGGUCGUCGCGGGGUUUAUAUCCUCAGCAGUCUCCUUGCGCUUGGGCCAAUGGCUUGGACCGUGUAUACGUCUUCAAGAAGCAUCUGGUGGGCACAUCGCAGCCUAUUGGGUCUGAUCGUUGCCCCGGUCGAAUCGCUGGGUGAAAUCUCCGUGUCUGACCUCUUCUUUGCUCACGAACGCGGAAACUUUAUGGGCAUUUAUACUCUCCUCGUGUUUGGCUCCAAUGCCUUCGCGCCAUUCCUCGCCGGCUUCAUUACUGACUCGAUGGGCUGGGAGGCAGCCAUCUGGUUCGGCACAAUCGUCCUCGGCGUCUGCCUGAUCAUCAUCUUCUUCGGCAUGGAGGAGACCAUGUACUUCCGCCAAACAAUCGAGGGUGUUGAUGAGGGGGCAGCCGAGGUUGUGACCAAUCUCGAGACCCUUGGGGAGAAAACCGAGACCGUUUCCAAAGACGCAGCCCUUCCUGAGACAGCAUCACCGGUGGCCAGUGUAGGCUACACUCGACAACGUACGUACUUGCAAAAACUCCAGCUCUUCCGACUUGACGAGGGCCGCCCGUCCGUCAAACAAAUGUUCAUCAUGAUGGUUCGACCGCUCUUGAUGUUUUUCUACUUCCCAAACGUCAGCUGGGCCGGCUUCUUGUAUGGCGCAUCGUUGUGCUGGUACAACGUCCAAAAUGCCACCAUGGCUUUGAUCCUGAAUGCACCACCCUACAAUUUCUCCGCGCAAUCCGUCGGCAUCUCAUACCUUUCGUUACUGAUCGGUUGCAUUGUUGCAUGGUGGUGGGCCGGAUGGGCAGGCGACGAAAUUGCCAUCCGACUGGCUCGACGAAAUCAUGGCAUCCGUGAGCCUGAGCAUCGACUUUGGCUGUUGAUGUUUUCUGGUACACUUGCAACCGCGGGACUGAUCCUCUGGGGCGUCGGCGCCGCACACCAGAUCCACUUCAUGGGUCUCAUCAUUGGACUCGGAAUGACCAGUUUUGGCAUCGUUUCAGGAGGGAGUACCGCGCUUGCAUACGAUGUUGACUGCUUCAAAGAAAUUGCCGGAGAGACGGUCGUUUUGGUCAUCGUCAUUCGCAACACUAUGGGCUUCGCAAUGAACUACGGUAUUACACCAUGGCUGGAGAAUACAGGAACCCAGAACUGCUUUAUUGCAGUCGCCUUUCUUUGCCUGUUCUGCAGCUUCAGCUUCUUGUUUAUGACAGUAUGGGGCAAGAAGCUGCGUCGGGCCUCGGCGAAGAAGUACUGGGAGUAUGUGGACACGCUGAUUGUCGCGGCGCACUGA